Messenger RNA from Lycium ferocissimum, 626 nucleotides. RefSeq lists its product as uncharacterized. Bases 35 to 418 code for a protein of 127 amino acids. The record is from RefSeq and is a predicted model, not a curated record. Lineage: Eukaryota; Viridiplantae; Streptophyta; Magnoliopsida; Solanales; Solanaceae. The transcript is spliced from 2 exons.
AUCAGAGAAAUCACAAAUUUCAUCACAAAAUUCGAUGUCGAUUCUAUGGGAGAAGAGCGGAACAUGGAGGUGGAUAGUGAGACAAACGAAGGAAUCCAAGCCGUUCUUCAUCGGAUUUGCGACGGUUUGUGGUGUAGUUCCAGGGAUAAUAGGUUUCUGUGUUAUGUCAGCUACUAAUUCUCGUAGUCCUGAACUUGAAGCUAAGCUAAGGCAGAAUGCUCGUCCUGAAACCCUAAUGAUGGGUAAAGUUAAUAAGGAGAGGCUGGCUGAGUACCUUGGCGAACUGCAGAGGAAGGAGAAUACAAAUGACAGAUACGUUGCAGCUUUAAAGGGCGAAACGUUGACAAGGAAACCUUAUCAGAGAAUUCAACCAGUACCAAAUCCAAGUGAUAUUGAAGCAAAGAAGGAACAGAAGUAGGUCAUCGCGUAGCCGGCUUUGUUGCUUUGUUUUGGUAGUUCUACUUUUCCCAGUGGAUAAAGCUUUGAAGUGGACACAAAUGGAGUUAUUGCUAUGUCUCUUUGAAACUUGUAAAAUUAAAAUUUGAAGAAUGUCCUUUGUCGAAUGAGUGAAAUUUGAUUGAAAGCUAAAAAUCAUAUUUUACUGCUAGUGUGAGCAACUUUGUUUA